Hyphopichia burtonii NRRL Y-1933 is the source of this 1232-nucleotide messenger RNA. Its product is annotated as 2-dehydropantoate 2-reductase. Lineage: Eukaryota; Fungi; Ascomycota; Pichiomycetes; Serinales; Debaryomycetaceae. The transcript has a single exon. Gene Ontology annotation, biological process: pantothenate biosynthetic process. The record is from RefSeq and is a predicted model, not a curated record. Gene Ontology annotation, cellular component: mitochondrion; cytoplasm. Gene Ontology annotation, molecular function: 2-dehydropantoate 2-reductase activity; NADP binding. The coding region runs from base 99 to 1196 and encodes 365 amino acids.
AAAAAAAAUCAGAUUGAAAAAUUGAAGAUUAUUCUACGAAGACAUAGUCAGAGUAGCUCACAUAGCGAGUCCACACGUAUAAUAGCAUAAACAACGCUAUGUCAAGCCGUAUUUAUGUGCUCGGAGCAGGAUCCAUGGGAUCUUUGCUUGCACAUGAGUUGAGACAAUCGGCACCAGAGAUUGCAAAUCCAACAUUAUUAUUCAAAGGAGAACAACGACUAAGAGAUUUCAUAGCACACGAGUCGAAAAUUACAGUUAUAAGGCAGAAAGGAGAAAACAUAUUUAAGUCAGAAAGUCAAUUAGCUGCUGGCUGGCAACCUCCAAUGUCCAGGGAAGGCAUUCCUUCUCACAUUGAUAACUUGAUAGUUGCAACUAAAACGUAUCUGACGGAAGCAGCAUUACGACCAUACAUUGGUAAUUUGAGUUCUAACUCUAAUGUUCUUUUCCUUCAGAAUGGUAUGGGCGUUGCUGAUGAUUUGAGAAGAAAAUUCUGGCCGUCAAGUAUCAAUAGGCCCAACUUUUUCCAGAUAAUCAGUACUCAUGGUGCCUAUAAAGCACUGCCUAAUGUUGUCCAUCAUGUUGGUUUGGGAAAGCUUUCUAUAGGAUACAUUCCAAAGCACAGACACUCACUCCAAAGUGAUGAGCUUAAAUUAGAUGGAAAUUUGAAAAACUCCCCCAAAAUCAUUGAAUUACUUACAGAAUCAAAGAAUUUGAAUGCAUCAUACAUUAAGCACAACCCCCUUUUAUUGGUCCAAAUGGAAAAGUUGGUGGUUAAUGCAUGUAUCAAUCCUCUUUCAGCAGUUCUAGAUUGUUUGAAUGGUGACUUGUUAUAUGGUAACAAAACUUUCGAAUUGAUGAAAAAAGUGGUUCAAGAGGCUGUUGAUUGUUUCAAAGCCGAGUAUUCAUUUAUAAAAUUCGACCCACAGAGCAGUAGCUUUUUAGACGUGGGGAGGCUUUUAAACACUGUCCUUGAUGUUUGUAAACUUACUGCCUCUAACAGUUCAUCAAUGAGGGAAGAUGUGAGACACUUAAAUAGAACUGAAAUUGAUUGGAUCAAUGGAUACAUUGUUAAACUAGGUACCAGACAUCGUAUUCCAACUCCGGUCAAUCGUUUAUUGAUUUCGAUGGUGAACAAUAAAUUGAGUAUAGAGCAGUCGAUCGAACUAAGUUCUACACAGAUCGAUAAAACAAAAUGAUUUGUCUUCUUGUAUUAUUGUCUAUUUAGGUUAGGU